GGAGUGGAGCUGUGCAAACUGCUUGAAAAACCCGACCACUUUCCGAGCAUGAAGCAAUUCGAAGACAACAAGUAAACCAGCGCGGUAGGAUUGAUUUGUUUCCUUGGGUGCACAGCAUUUAAACUUGUUAGCUCGCCAUUUUCCUGUUGGAGAGGCUUCUCGGUAAACUCGAGUCCAAUGGAUCCCAGGAACACUUGGAUCCAGCCGGAGCAAAAGGGACCUGCAAAUUCCCUGUGGAUGCACGUUUGGGAAAUCUGUCAGGGAUGUGGAGCACACUCCGGCAUCGACAACCUUCACCAUCAAGGUAAAUUUGCGACGCUGAAAACGAACUCCAAGGACUCAAACGGCGAGUGUUGCAGAAACGGAGCGCCGCCGCUGCCGCCGCCGGGGAUCGUGUUCGGGAAGCUGCCGGACCGAGACGGCGGUGGAGACAGGGGGAGUGUCCGAAGGAAAGGCUCACUGUCGCCGUCCUCCUCCUCCCUGGAUUCGGAGGCCGAGAGCUCCUCGCCCUCCGGCUCUUCUCUGCAGAUCGACAAUUUGAACGUUGCGGAAGAGGCCAGCCGGUUCUUACACUACGGCGAGCAUGAGUUGAACGAGAACAAUCUGAGACAGCCCCCUGCGCCGUUUCACACUGUUCAGCAGCAACACUGUCGCAGCAUGCAACAAUCUGGCGGCCACACCCCCAGUGGGAUGAAAAAUCAGCGUGGGAACAAGCACCACCAUUAUCAGUCACAUUCAUCUGGCCGCAGAAGGCAUCUGAACAGAGCCAACACUUUCCACGGCAUCAACCCGGCCUUGUCCUACGGCUGCAAUGGACACUAUGUAGACUCUUCCUGCAGCCUGUGGAAAACCAGGCGGUACAGCCCGGGUAUUAAUGGUCUUCAUGAAGAGAUAAUGGACUUUUUCAACUUUGUGUCACCACGACCAGAGGAGGAGGCCAUGAGAAGAGACGUAGUGAAUCGAAUAGAACAUGUCAUCAAGGACUUGUGGCCCACAGCACGGGUGGAGAUAUUUGGCAGCUUCAGCACAGGACUCUAUCUUCCAACAAGUGACAUUGACCUGGUGGUGUUUGGAAAGUGGGACCAUCCCCCACUGCAGGAACUGGAACAAGCCCUGAAGAGGCAUAACGUGUCUGGCCCAUAUCCCAUCAAGGUCCUCGACAAAGCUACAGUGCCAAUCAUCAAACUUACAGACCAUGAAACGGAGGUGAAAGUGGACAUCAGCUUCAAUGUAGAGACUGCUGUCAAAGCAGCACAGUUCAUCAAGAGUUAUCUUAAGAAAUACACUGUUCUGCCACCUCUGAUCUUCGUUCUGAAGCAGUUUCUACUCCAGAGGGAUUUGAACGAAGUCUUUACUGGAGGCAUUAGCUCUUAUAGCCUUAUAUUAAUGGCCAUCAGCUUCCUACAGUUACACCCUCGCAUCGACACACGACGUGCCAACAUCAACCUGGGCAUCCUACUGAUUGAGUUCUUUGAGCUGUAUGGCCGUGAUUUCAACUACAUGAAGACCGGCAUCAUGGUGAAGAAUGGAGGUGCCUACCUGUCCAAGGAGGAAAUGCUCAAAGCCAUGGGGAAUGGGAACAGGCCCUCCAUGCUCUGCAUAGAGGAUCCAAUACAGCCAGGGAACGAUGUGGGCAGGGGUUCAUAUGGCAUCCUGCAAGUGAAGCAGGUGUUUGACUUCGCCUACAUGGUGCUGAGUCAUGGCGUGUCUCCUCUAGCACGUGCUUACCCCAACAAAGAAUAUGACAGUACUUUAGGACGCAUCAUCAAAGUUAGCCCGGAGGUGUUGGCCUACAGGGAGUGGACAAUCAGGAAAUGGGGACUCAAGCAGUAUGCCAAGCUGGAGAACCAUGAUGUAGAGACCUGUGAGCAGGACUUUGCCAGGCUGAUGCUCGUUCCUGUGGAGGAUCAGAGGGACACUUCCUCCCCACUCAGUGCUGACUCUUCCUCACCUUCUCCUAUCUUCCGCGACAGCCCUCAACACCAUUCAUCAUCCUCCUCUCCAUGCUCCUCCUCAUCCUCCUCCGGAAGUGACAUAGAAUCUGAUUCCCCUUCAAGCAUUAAUGGUGCAAUCCAUCUACACCCCCUCACCCUGAGCUCAGUCCCUUCAUUGAUCCAGAUGGCUGCUGACCUGAGGGCCGCACAUCCAGCAGGCUUCAUCCACCCCACACCUCAGAUGUCCCUCUCCUCUCUCUCCGAUUGCCAGUUCUUCCAUGAGAGUCCGCCUUCCAUCAGCCUUGUGCACCGUCCCACAUCACAAGCUGCACAAGUCGCCCAGCACACUAACUCCACAAGCCCUCUACCAAGCCCCCUCCACCAACUCCACCACCCUCAGGUAGGAGGACAGCACAGCCACGCAUACGCCAUGAGAUCUGAUUCCCAUGGCUCCUUCGAGCCACACAGAUUUGGCUUCAAGCACAACCAGGGCGGUAGCCUCCGAGGUCAAAAUCACUCUCAAGGUAACUUCAGUCCCCAGCGGCGGUUCGUUCCCCAGGGUCACAACACGGCACCGGGUUUCAGGAACCAGCAGCAGUACAACCGUAACACCUGGCGACGCAGAAAGAGGGACAAUCUUCCUGCUCUUAACCAGAGUAGAUGAAAUAAUGACGCUUCAUUGAUUUCAUCAAUCUCUGCUAGCAUUGUGAAAGCACUAAGUGAUGCUACAAGAAAUCUUGCAGGUGAAGGGAG
Messenger RNA from Scomber japonicus (chub mackerel), 2687 nucleotides. Its product is annotated as terminal nucleotidyltransferase 4A-like. Gene Ontology annotation, cellular component: TRAMP complex; nucleolus. The transcript has 12 exons. Gene Ontology annotation, biological process: RNA 3'-end processing. The record is from RefSeq and is a predicted model, not a curated record. Lineage: Eukaryota; Metazoa; Chordata; Actinopteri; Scombriformes; Scombridae. Gene Ontology annotation, molecular function: poly(A) RNA polymerase activity; mRNA binding. The coding region runs from base 178 to 2598 and encodes 806 amino acids.